GAAAAUCAGCUUCUUGUGCUACUUCCUAACCAGAUUUUGUAUAUAUUUGCGCUAUCUAAAGCUAGGAGAACCCAUUGUUUUCAUUCUUAUUUACUAUUAGCCAGCUUGCUAACUAGCUAAAACUUUUAACGUACUCGCAAAUUAAAUUGUCCGGUGGGGUGAUUUUGCGCAUGUCAGACUGUCUUACUCAUGCGCUAAAGAUAACUGAGCCAGUCAGGUUUAGCGUGCUAGCAGCUAAGAAUCGGUGAAGCCCUGGUAUGCUAAAACUCACUUUGUUACUCAGUGCCCGGCUUGUGUAACUUAUUUGUUUUGCCCCUGAAAAUGUUGACACGUACCUCAGAGCAUGUAAUCCAUCCCCCGGGACGACGCAGUGUAUUUAUACGCCAUUCUUUAGAAAGAGCCAGUACGUAGAGAUGUGCUUCAUGUGCUUCAGCAUGUGGCUUUUCUAGCAGAUAAUCUCACUUGUAUUUUUUUGUGAAGGAUUUCUCGUUGAAAACUUGCUGAUCUCCUCUUCUGUGACUGUAAGCUGAAUAUUUUUGUGUUGGACUGCCGGUCAGUCUAAAAAAAGCUAUUUGGGGACAUAUGCUUGAGCACAUGAAGAAUGAUAAUAAUUGUUAAUUACAGCCCCAUUUUAGGUUAACAAUGACACCCGACUGCAUGAUGUCACAGUGUGGAAAGGAGCAAAGGUCAACAUUUUCUCUUACAUGCUCACGGCCGCAUGUAGCACUUUAACUACAUUGUCUACACCCUGUUAAACAGUUCACUCUAGCCGUUUCAGUAUUCUUUUGCUUGGAGAGGCAGACGAGUUGAGACCAAACCGCAGCCUGAUUGAAGUGUCCAGCCCUAACAGUUGGGUUUGUUUGUUCAAGUCGGCUGCUUUUCAGGUGAAAACAAAUCCUCACAUGGUGAUUUGACCUAGCAAAACAGUUACACUCUGCGUAACAGAGUGGUCCGUAAACCGGCUCACACAAUGGUAGUGGAUGACACAGCAGGAAGUGGAGACAGAUCAGAUGGGGAGAAGGAGAUGGACCUUAAGGUGCCUACAUCUGAGGACAUCGGAGGGCAUCAAGACGGGGAUAUAGGCAUGGCUGUCUCUGCUCCUGAGGUCCUGUCUUCCUCCGACCGUCCUUCAGCGGAAGCUGGAGAGUCCAGAAAUUGGAAGUGCGCCGUGAUGUUCUUGUGUUUCUAUGGGUUUAUGGUAUCCAUUAAACCUGGGGAGCCCUUCAUUACACCCUAUCUGCUCAGCCCAGAGAAGAACUUCACCACGGAGCAGGUGACCAAUGAGAUCAUUCCUGUGCUGACGUACUCCUACAUGGCCGUGCUGGUGCCGGCCUUCCUGUUGACGGAUCUUAUGCGCUACAAGCCGGUCCUGAUCAUCCAGGCCAUCAGCCAGGUGGUCAUCUGGCUUGUUCUGCUCCUGGGCAACACCCUCCUCGAGAUGCAGUUUAUGGAGUUCUUCUACGGCAUCACCAUGGCCUGCCGUGUGGCCUACUCCUCCUACAUCUUCUCCCUGGUCAAUCCAAAACUCUACCAGCGCGUGGCUGGAUAUUCGCGCUCCUCGGUCCUCCUGGGGGUGUUCACCAGCUCGGUGGUUGGCCAGCUGUGCAUGUCCGUGGGCAACAUCAGCUUCUACACCCUCAAUGCUAUAUCUUUGGGGUUCGUCAGCUUUGGUCUGCUGCUCUCACUGUUCCUGCCCUGGCCUAAACGCUCCCUGUUUUUCAAUCGGAUGCAGAAUCAGGGGCAAAAAGAACUGACGGAAGUAGCCACCAAAUCUGAACUGGACAAAAUUAACCCGAAAGACGGCGUGUCGUCCUCUGCGGCGCCUCCGUGCCCUAGAUCACGCUGGAGGGAUUCUGUGUUUGUGCAGAUGCUGCUUGAGGUGAGAGAAGUGGUGAAGAGGCCCAACCUGAGGCUGUGGUCCCUGUGGUGGGUGUUCAACUCCACAGGGUACUACCUGGUGCUGUUCUACGUUCACAUCCUGUGGAACAAAGUCUACCCGCCCUCUGAGAACAAGCGCGUUUACAACGGGGCAGUGGAGGCAGCUUCUACCCUGCUGAGCACGAUGACGUCCUUCAGUGCGGGCUUUGUGAAAAUCCGGUGGAACAUCUGGUCCGAGCUGGUCAUCGGCCUGAUCACAGCAGUGCAGGCAGCACUGCUGCUCCUCAUGGGCAACACAGACAACAUUUGGGUCUGCUACGUGGCCUACAUCCUGUUCAGGGGCUUCUACCAGUUCCUGGUGCCUAUUGCCACUUUCCAGAUUGCCUCGUCGCUCACCAAGGAGCUGUGCGCCUUGGUGUUUGGCAUCAACACCUUUCUGGGGACCAUUUUGAACAGCAUCAUCAUCCUGAUAUUUGCUGAAAAGAGAGGCCUGGGGUUGGAUGUGCACGAUCAGUUCCUGGUGUACUUCAUUUACCUCACCAUUCUUACCGUCAUCUACUUUAUCUGUGCCACCGUGGUCAUCAUGCGUCACUAUAGAAACAAGCCCAGGGAAGGAGGCGGGACCAACGAGCAGGCCUCGCCCAUGGAGCUGCAUCCUGUGACUGCGAGUUCAGAGGCAGAAACUUUAACUAACGGCGCAAGUGCCAAAGCAUAAUGACAGGAAACGUAUCUUUUCCCAGUUUUUGUGAAUAUGCUCUACAGACUCAGCGGGAUCGAUCGUUUUAACCCUGAGAUGUUGAUGGCGUGGUGUGUUCGAUGUUGAGCUGCUGAGCCUUGUAGAAACCAUAGAAGUGCCUCACCUAAAGCUCCUGCACCACACCAGUCGGAUUGGCUGGAUCCCACUCAUUUCCGACGUCUGAAGUAAAUUCCAGUACUUUUUAAAUACAAAGCACUACCUGGUACUAU
Messenger RNA from Scatophagus argus, 2844 nucleotides. RefSeq names its product solute carrier family 19 member 1 (gene slc19a1). The record is from RefSeq and is a predicted model, not a curated record. Gene Ontology annotation, biological process: folate transmembrane transport. Gene Ontology annotation, molecular function: folic acid binding; folate:monoatomic anion antiporter activity. Lineage: Eukaryota; Metazoa; Chordata; Actinopteri; Scatophagidae. The transcript is spliced from 6 exons. Gene Ontology annotation, cellular component: apical plasma membrane; basolateral plasma membrane; plasma membrane. Bases 971 to 2593 code for a protein of 540 amino acids.